This is a messenger RNA of Paramecium tetraurelia, 1611 nucleotides long. RefSeq lists its product as uncharacterized. Lineage: Eukaryota; Ciliophora; Oligohymenophorea; Peniculida; Parameciidae. The transcript has 6 exons. The record is from RefSeq and is a predicted model, not a curated record.
AUGUUUAAAAUCCCAAUAUAUUGUCUAAAAUGUCUGAGUACAAGUAGAUAGCGUUAAGCAGAAGGAUUAUGUUAAUCAUUAAAAGAAGAUCUUAUUGUCCAAUUGAAAUAAUUGAUCUAAUAAUAAAAUACUUCUUCAAAGAAAUUGAUAGAGGAAGCCAAAAAAAUAGAAAAAGAGCAUUUAUUUCUCAAUUCUGAACACAAAAGAUAUUUUUCAGAUUACAAACAAAGAAAGAGAGAAUAUGAAUAAAAUGCAACCGUGAUGGUUGUCUAUAAUCUUCUAUCAGAAUAUCCAGAUAAGAAGAGACUCAGUUAAAACUAAAAAGUCUCCUAAGUAACAAAGGAAUCAUAAGAAAUGGAAUAAAGAUAUAAACAAUCAGUUGCCGAUUACAAUACCAAUUGUGACACAGCUAAAACUAGAAUCCAAACAAUUCUGACUCAGAUGUAAGAAUAAGAAGAAAAAAGAAUUACAGUCUUCAAAGACACUCUAAUUAGAUAAAUUAUUUUUGAAGUCUCUCAUUCUAAAAAUGUGUAGUAUGAUUUAGACAAAAUUAAUGAGAAAACAGAUGAGAUACAUCCUGAAGAAGAAGUUCAGAAAUUCGCCUAAACUUAGAAAUUGGAGAAUCCUCCUCUUUUCGAAAAAACAGAAUUGAUUCAAUUGAAUUCCUUUAUUAGCAACAGUUUACAAAAGUUCUUCUCUAAAGAAUUUGAUGAAAUACUAUAAUUGAAUAACGAUCCAAAAGUUAAAGAAGUCAUUUCACUAGUAGAAUAGGGAGGGACUUUCUAAUCAGAAGAUCAGAAACUAGAAAAUGCCUAUUAUGCAUCCAAAAUUGUAUCUGACUGUUGGAAAGAAGAAUUAGUUGACACAGAAAUAUUUAAUUAAUUUAAAAAAAAGAUUUAAGAAGAUUAUCAAUUGAGAAAGUUAGUAAUCAUUGCUUUGCAAUAUAAAAGAUCAACUUCUAAAUUUAGACUUGGACCUAAUGGAUUUUAAAAUGCUGUUAACCUGUUUAACUCAGUAUUAGAAAUAUGUUUGGAUACUUUUGAUGCUGGAACUUCAAGAUAAUUGAUGAAUUUAUCAUUCACAUUCCAUAAGGAAAAUAUUGAAAAUGGUAAAUUAUAGAGUUAUUUUAUUUAAAAUGACUUUUCUAAGCUUUAAGUUUGGGAAAAUAGAGAUUUGUGGGAAACUAGUAUAAUCUAAUAAAUUUAUGAAUAAAUUAAAGAGUAAUAAUAAAGAUAAAAGUCCUUGACUCUAUUUGAUUAGAUUCAAACAGAAAAGAAUAUGAUCUUAACUAUCCUUACAUAAAUGGCACAAAAUAUGCUUCUAUUUAAUUUUAAGUUUGGAGCAAUUAAAGACAUUAUGUAUAAAUUUAUGGCCUUUUUUGAAUUAAAUGAAGAGAUAUCCUCUGAUUUAUUUAAUGCAAUUGAAGGUUUUGAGAAAUAGAAACAGUUGAAGGAUUAAUAAGAAAAAUAGAUUCAACUUUAAUAAUAAUAAUAAGAAUAGAACUAACCAGCAGAUUAGGAAUAGCAGUAGUAACCACCAUAAUAACCCUAAUAAUAAUAAAAUAUGAUGGGAAAAAUAAGUUCAUUUUUCUCGCAAUUAAAUAAGGAUUGA